Messenger RNA from Eimeria mitis, 735 nucleotides. RefSeq lists its product as uncharacterized. Lineage: Eukaryota; Apicomplexa; Conoidasida; Eucoccidiorida; Eimeriidae. The transcript has 3 exons. Bases 1 to 735 code for a protein of 244 amino acids. The record is from RefSeq and is a predicted model, not a curated record.
AUGCAGCAGGUUUUCGUUCCUCUGCUGCAGCAAAAGCAGCAACAACUGCAGCAGCAGCAGCAGCAGCAGCAACGCGCAGGCAGCAAGAGGGGGGCCCCCCAGGGGGGCCCCCCCUGCAUGCAGCCCCACACGGCACCGCUGCAGCAGCAACAGCAGCAACAGCAGCAACAGCAGCAACAGCAGCAGACACAGCAGCAACAGCAGCAACAGAAUAUCAUUAGCUUCCAGCAGGUCUUCAGUAAAUCAACGGAAGCAGCUGCUGCUGCUGCUGCACCCGCAGCAGCAGCAGCAGCAGCAGCAGCAGUUGGAGCAGCAGCAGCAGCAACAGCAGCAACAGCAGCAAGAGCCACACCAGCGCAAUUUAUAGCGCCAGCACAGACAUUAUAUCAGCAGAAGCAGCAGCAGCAGCAGCAGCAGCAGCAACAGCAGCAGCAGCAGGCGCAGCAGCAGCAGCCAUCACACGUGCAGAAACAGCAGCAACAGCAGCAGCAGCUGCUGCAGCAGCCGAGCCCCUCCAGCUGUUGCAGCAGCAGCAGCUACAGCUGCAGCUACAGGAGCGUUGUUUCAAGCAGCAAGAGAAUCAAGAGCAGCAGCAGCACCAGCAGCAACAGCAGCAGCAGCAGCAGCAGCAGCAGCACCAGCAGCAACAGCAGCAGCAGCAGCAGCAGCAGCAGCAGCAGCAAAGUCCCCUACAAAGAAAAUGAGAAGACAAGUGCCUACAACGUCAGCGGAUGA